GCGCAGUGGCCGCGAAAGAGCGCGAGGUGGUUGCCGGCACCUCCCUCUCUCUGGCCCGCCUUUGUUUCGAGCGUCAGUUUUCCAGGCAGCCUGGCGGCGGAGGGGGGCGCGGCUAUGCAAAUGAGCCACGGGGCGGGGCUGCCGCUUCGGUCCGUCAGUCGGAGCUGGGCGCUCGCGAAGGGAGGAGCUGCUGUGAGGCCCGAAACCGAGCGCCUCCUCCCGACCCCCCGUCCGUCCUGCCGAGCCCCGAGGAUGAUAAACACCCAGGACAGUAGUAUUUUGCCUUUGAGUAACUGCCCUCAACUCCAGUGCUGCAGGCACAUUGUCCCAGGGCCUCUGUGGUGCUCCGAUGCCCCUCACCCACUGUCGAAGAUCCCCGGUGGGCGAGGGGGUGGCAGGGAUCCUUCUCCCUCAGCUUUGAUAUAUAAGGAUGAGAAGCUCACUGUUAACCAAGAUCUUCCAGUGCAUGAUGGGAAACCACACAUUGUUCACUUCCAGUACAAAGUGACGGAAGUUAAAAUCUCUUCCUGGGAUGCAGUGCUAUCGAAUCAGAGUCUUUUUGUGGAAAUCCCUGAUGGUUUAUUAGCUGAUGGGAGUAAAGAAGGAUUAUUAGCACUGUUGGAAUUUGCCGAAGAGAAAAUGAAAGCAAGUUAUGUCUUCAUUUGCUUCCGCAAAAGCAGAGAAGACAGAGCUCCAUUACUGAAAACUUUCAGUUUUUUGGGCUUUGAGAUUGUGAGGCCUGGCCACCCCUGUGUCCCACCGCGGCCAGACGUGUUGUUCAUGGUUUACCCCCUGGAUCAGGUCUCUUCCGAUGACGAUUAGACCCCAUGCAGCGCUUCAGAGGGACCUGAACAUGCAUCGGAGACAAGAGGGGGUGGAGACUCCUUUUCUGAGGAAAGGAAAAACAAAAUUCUCCUGGACUGAAGCUGCAUUUCUUAUUGUUAUAGUGACCUGUAUAUCUUCUGAGUUGACUUUUCCAUUGAAAUGUGUUACCUAGCGAAUAAUAUAAAAAGUCUGCACAUGUAAUCGCACCAUCUUAAGUGGAAGGUAAAUGGAGCCCUUUCGUGACAGCUCUGUGGCCCGCCGGCUAGCCUCGUGGAGACACCCUGUCCAGCCGGGCACUGAGCAAGGAGCCCACGGGUGAAGAAGGGGGGAGGGGACAGGCUUCGCAAAUUGUUAAAUUAGUGCUGGGCUUUUCUGUUCACUUGGCUCUUGUUUUAUAUGUAUUUUCCCCCCGGUGUUCCCCUCACUCUUCAAAAGCAGGGGACAGGAUGCUUUGAGUGUUAUAGGUGCGAGAAUGUGAGCCCUGGUUUCAGCAAAGCAAGAGACGGCGCCACCAGGGUAACCGACAUGGGGAGGGGGGAGGGUGUGGGUCCUCAAAAGCUUUGUGCUCUUCUAGCCUUAUAAGUAGGUAACUAUUAACACUGCGUUAGUGCAGCUUUCAAUAAAAAAGGGGCAUUCAAACAAAGCCGGGCCUGCUCUGUAAGAGUAAACGGAAUGUAGCGAUUGCCCCUGGAUGAGACCGCAGCAGAGUCGCCCUCUGUCGUGUGACUGGGCGGGGGAGGGAGGUCAUGAUUCCAACUUAGAAUAGAGGCAAAGGAGACAGGACCUCCAGCGACAAGAAAUCUUACCCGAUGUCCUUACAGCCCCUAAGAACUUCCAGAAAUGAAUUCCAGAAUGUGCAUAGACUGCCUGAUCUGACCCACGGCCAUUCUUAGAUUCCAGUUCUACAUACUCUUACUCCCUCUGCCUUAAGUGUCUAAACAUGCAUGGGGGUGAAGUUGUGAAGCCCUGGGAGAGAUUACCUGAAAGUAAAGUCUGGUUCGCAUGAGUAAAUUCUUCUGACAUGCCCUUCUUCCUUCAGCGUUCUCUAGAACGCUCUGCUUUAGGUAUAAACACGAUAGAGAGCAUAGAAAAGGGUCAGGCAAUGUGCUUGUUUCCCCUUAAACAGCCUGUUUGCACAGUGUGUGUAACAUACAGUGACAAAACUUCUAAUUACCUAAUUACAGACAAUUGAAUGAUGGUGACCUGAUGCCACUUGCGACUUUCAAGAGACUUUUCCUGCACUUAUCUGGUUAUUUCCCUCUCUAGAUCUAGACAGGGCGAGUACAAAAAGCAAAGAGAUAAUCCAGGCCAGUUCUGAGAAGGAACUACACUGUGAAAUGCUCUUUCUUGAGCCAGUCAUCUGAUGCUUGUGUAGUGCACACCAGAUCGGGCUGGCAGGGCCACUGCAUUGCCCAAGAAGCAGCUGGUGUGCAGCUUUGUGUCAGGGGGACUCCUCUAGCCUGGCAGCAGUUAGAAGUAGAGAGCAUCUAAACUAUGGGAAUAGUCUUGUAGUCGUUCCUAGGCCUCCUAAGGGGUAGUGAGAAGCUUGUUGUUUGACCUAACAGAAAUGCGAUAAAGGUUUUCUUCAAGACACAGCAGGGCAGAAGACAGCUAGUUUACCAAGAUGGUUUCCAAUCUGGUAAACUGUUCCAAAGCAGUUCAGUUUCACUUCCUGACAAUUCAUGUUGUUCCUAUGCUUCCUCUUUCUGUGUCAUUGUGCCUUUCCCUCCC
This is a messenger RNA of Heteronotia binoei (common prickly gecko), 2556 nucleotides long. It is a transcript of the gene OAZ2, whose product is annotated as ornithine decarboxylase antizyme 2. Gene Ontology annotation, biological process: positive regulation of protein catabolic process. NCBI's taxonomy places the organism in Eukaryota, Metazoa, Chordata, Lepidosauria, Squamata, Gekkonidae. Gene Ontology annotation, molecular function: ornithine decarboxylase inhibitor activity. Gene Ontology annotation, cellular component: nucleus; cytoplasm. The record is from RefSeq and is a predicted model, not a curated record.